Mya arenaria is the source of this 6573-nucleotide messenger RNA. RefSeq lists its product as uncharacterized. Bases 382 to 5442 code for a protein of 1686 amino acids. The record is from RefSeq and is a predicted model, not a curated record. The transcript is spliced from 15 exons. Gene Ontology annotation, molecular function: protein binding. NCBI's taxonomy places the organism in Eukaryota, Metazoa, Mollusca, Bivalvia, Myida, Myidae. Gene Ontology annotation, cellular component: nucleus.
AGCAUUAAUAAAUAUAUGUUGUGUACUGGAAAAACUAUCGCAACUUGUAGAAUUCAGUCAUUUUUUUCGAUGUCAAUUUUCAAGAACAUUUUCCGCCAUUUGCAAUUCUCAUUUUAAACAACCGUCGAAUCUGGUUUCUAUUUUCAGUUUCAUUUUCUCUUUGAACUUAUCUUGGGGGUUUAACUGGUGCUAAUUUUUAAGCAGCAUUUCCACACAUUCUUAGGUUAGGUGCAAUUUAUUGGUUUAAAGUGUAUAAAAUGACAAUAGCUCAUUGAGCUUAUGUUUCUUGUAUAUCUAUAUAUUAUAUAUAAUUAUGUGGUUAGCCAUAGGUUUUGGGCCAAUUGCAGUACAAUUGAGCUGUGGAUGGUUUGUUGAAGUCCCAUGGAUUUGAUUGGCUGUUGUGAUGUGUGUGGUGAAGCCCAUUCGACUGAACGAUGUCCGGAGCUUGGCCUUGACACAGCCAUUAUCCAUCUCGACCAGCUAUCCACAAGGGCUCGACUGACCUUACCGCCUUUCCUAGAGGUCGUCGAUAAUGGGCUCGGGUUGGUUGGGGUCGUUGCCAAGGAUAUAAUUUAUAACAAAACCCAGCUAGGACCAUUUGAGGCUAAGAGGACCACUCAUAUCUUUGACGAUACAGGAUUCUUUACGCUGAAGCUUAUCACGUCGGAUGGGACGACAGUGUGCCUGGACACGACGGAUGAGAAUGAGUGUAACUGGCUGAGUCUCGUACGGGCGGCCGACUCCUCAGAGGUUCAGAACUGUAUAGCCUACCAGCUGGGAUCCAAUAUCUUCUAUAAUACAACAAGGGAUAUAGAUGUUGGUGAGGAGUUACUGGUCUGGUACGCCCCUCACCUUGCUAGGAAACUUGGCAAACCUCGGGAGCCGGAUGGAGUUUCAAGAGUGUUACUGGGUCACCGUAUAGAACCUCUGACCUCGGAACUCUUGGUGGACGAGGAUGAAGUGGAGACUGAAGAAAUGCAAACAGACGGCCAGGGAGAUGAAGAACAGGUACCACAAGUGGAGGUUGGGUCAUUACCCCCGGGUGAAAUAACGAAGGGUUUUUACUGCCCUCGGUGUGGAAACACUUUUGCCUCACAGUCUGGGAUGGUGCAGCAUCUCCGGUCACAUGUGAAGAAUACCAUUGUAGAGGAGAAAAUCGGCACGCGACGGCCCGGGAGGCCCAGAAAGCACCCGAGGCCAGAGACCAGAGGAUCACAUGUCUCGAAACCUGGUGACCUUCAAUCCUCAGACCCUGGCACUGAAGGUGAACUCCGGGUCAAGAAAACAGCGGGCAACUACAUAAAAAAGCACAGAACACCAGAGAGCCCCACUCUAUCCUCAACACACGCUGUACGGAACCAGUCAAGUAGUGGCAUUAAAGUUACAGUUCAAAUUAAUAAAGGAGGAGACAAUGAAUACUCUCCACAGAAGGAGAUUGAGGUCGGAUCAAGGUCACAGCCGAGGAGAAGUACGCGGGGAAAACACAGCAAGUUUGAUUCAGACUAUAUUUACACAGGAUCGAUAAAAAGAGAAAGACAAAAUUCAGAUGAUGAGUUUGAAGAAGUUGAUGAGAAGGACGAUGAUAUAGAAAGUGAAAAGCAUGGAAGUGUGUUGGAAAAUGAUCAGAGAGAGAAAAGAGGUAGAGGAAGACCAAAAAAGAUAAAGUUGGAAGGAAAUGGAGAAUUCCAAGCAAAAGAUAAAGGAACGGAGGGCAAUAAGGAAGGGAAACUAACGGAGCAGAUGGUCUCACAGAGUUUGAAAGCAUUGAAAGACAAUGGUGGUAAGAAAAGGGAUAAAGUCACUGUAGUAAUCACCUUUCCUAGAGAUAGUGAUACAGAUAAAGCACUGGAAGGGGUUAAAGAUCAUAAGAACAUUGGUAAAGUAGAUGAAGUAGAGCAAGAUGGUGUUACUGUUAGUAAUGUUGUGUUCGUAAAUGGAGAAACUGUUCAGUUGGAAUCCACAGGAAUUGAUCCGGCAAGUGUUGAAAGAGGGUUGGUGGUAGAUGAAAAAAAUACUGGUAAUCUUUAUAGGGAGAUGGUGGCAGAGGCGGAUGUUUUGGUGGAUGAUUCAGGAAAAGUUCAUGCUGAAGAUACAGUGGUUGGGUAUACGAAAGUAGAGAAUGAAUUAGAUCAUGGUUCAAGUAAUGCUGAAACUGCUGCUGAUAACUUGGAACAAGUCUUUUCUGCAGUUUCUGUGUCAAAUGAAGCAGCUGAAAGUUUGGAAAACAAAAAUAACACUUACCAGGACACUUUCCUGUCACAUUUAAAUGACGAAGGACAUUCAAGUGUUUCAGACAAUGACCAAUCUACAAAGGGUGAAAAUCUUGGUAAUGCAGAAACAGAUGAGGUCAUUACUUCCGCUGUUGAAGAUGAAAGUGGAAAAGAUCAAAGUGAAUGGUCAAGCAGUCAAAAUGAAGUACAAAUAGAAAGUGAGAUGGAAGGGUCUGUUAAUGUAAUUGAAAGUGGUCCAGUCAAAGAAAAGCCACAGAUGGAGGAUAAGGGAUCAAUGGUGGUAAUGUUCGAGGAGACAGAGGAUGGAAAGUAUGGAUGUGUUUUAUGUUAUGAAACUUUUGAUGAGGAAAUUCAUGCAAUUGAACAUUUCACUGCUCAUAGUGAGAACGACAAAGGCUUUUGUAAGAAUUGCAGAGCUGAAUUUGAUUCUCUACCAGUGCUUCUGGAACAUCGGAAAUCCUGUAUAACUUUGGAAAUAUCUACAUCGAAACAACGCAAGAAUGGGAUUUCUUCCAUUGAGAAAAAGAAUGGAAACAAAUUUGAAUGCGAUGUCUGUCAGCAGUCUUUUCAGACGGCUGCAUACCUGUACCGUCACAUGGUGAUACAUACGGACAUGUUUGUGUGUAACAAGUGUAAGAAGACGUUCUCACGCAAGGACUCACUGCAGAAACAUGUGCUCAAGUGUUGCCUGGAGCUGGCCCAUGAGUAUGAGAUGUUGUACUGUGAGGUCUGUCAUAGGGUAUUUUCCAAGGAAGGGGGCCUGGAGCGCCACAAGGCCAAGUGUAAAUCCAAGGCGUGCGAGAAGUGUGACAGAAUAUUUGCCACGGCAGAUGAUCUUGAGGUCCAUCAGUGUCAAACAAAUGCCAACAAUGAAGAGCUUGGUCGUUACUCAUGCGGUCAGUGUGGAAAGUGUUUCCAGUCCAUGUACUACCUGCAGCUUCAUAGACAGAUGCAUGUUAACCAACACACGUGCGAGAAAUGUGGCCGAAAUCUGCCGAGUCAGGAGGAACUUGAAUAUCAUAGGUUGCUGUGUGAGACCCUUGGUUUGAUCCGACUGUAUGGGAUGGGGCGGUGUAGCAUUUGUAAUCAGCAGUUUGUGACGGCCAGAGCCUUCAGAGAACACCAUCUGAUCCAUACACAUCCGCACCAGUGUGAGACCUGCCAGAAACGGUUUACUGGGGAAAGUCAGCUUACAAACCACGACUGCCCGGGUGUGACCAACCAGUUACAGUGUGAAGCCUGCAGUCGAACCUUCAAGUCCCUCACUGUUUACAACAAACAUGUUCAGGAAGGUGAGUGCAUGAACUACCAGUGUUCCGGAUGUGGGGAGAAGUUCCACCUGAUGGUACAGGCCCGCCGCCACCUAGAGACCUGCACUGGUGAGAACAUUGACCCAGAAAACCAUCCCAUCCUUCAGAAGAUCAGCGAUGCCGUAACGUUUAUCUGCCAGCAGUGCGGGAAAUCUUUCUCGACGCAGAGUAACCUGACAAAGCAUAUUUUUCUACAUGGUGAUAAAAAGUAUGAGUGCCCCCAUUGUGAGAAGCGCUUUCAUCUCGAGGUGUACCUUAAGGAGCACAUUUCUGGUGUUCAUUAUAAUAUCUACAAGUUUCAGUGUAAUGAUUGCGGCCGGUUGUUUAAGUCCAGGACUGGCCUUGCAGUGCACACCAAUCUGUUUCACUCCAAGGACGCCACACUCUUUGCUUGUAAAGAGUGUGGAAAACAGUUUAAACAGAAAGGUAACCUUAGAAACCACAUGCACGCGCAUUCCAAAGAGAGAACUUACUCCUGCGAGUUAUGUGUGCGGUCUUUUAAGUUCCCAGAUCAGCUGAGUCGGCAUAAACAUGACCAUAAGCCGUUUCAGAAGUUCAACUGUAUGCAUUGUGCGAGGAAGUUUAAAAUGAUGGGAGAUCUGAGACGUCAUAUGCAGUCUCACCACUCGGGGAUGGUCUAUGUAUGUGCCCUGUGCUCAACCAAGUGCAACCACAAGCACACUCUGAUUCGUCACUUCAAGCGUAAGCAUCCAUCUGACACUGACUUGUUAUUAGACAAGGAUUAUGUGGCCAACAUGCAAAAACAUGUAAGAGAGGUCUAUGAUGCUAAUGAGUCCAAGAAAGGCGUGGGAAAUGUUGAUGAAAGCUUAGUAGAAGAUGAGAAUGUCACUGAGGUUACCACUGCUACUGAGCAGGUUGUCAGUGGAACUGAGAUGUUCCCCCAGGAAGCAGCUGAGGCCCUGCAAUGCCUCGCCCUCGGGACCGCCACGUCUGCUCAUCUCCAGAUUCUUAAAGAUAAGGGCCUCAUAUAUGAUGACCAGGAUGGCACUGGGGCUGGGACAGAACUUAUAGUACCCCAGGAUAGCUACAUUCUCCCCCAUCAAGAGUCAGCGGUCCAGAUAUCACAUGAUACCCACAACGAAGGAACUGUCAAUAUCACUCAGGAGGCACUUGAUGGAGUGUUGAAAAACGAUGGUACAAUAAAUAUUAAUGGAUUUCCUCAAACAAUAGAGGGACCAGAUGGUCAGGUUUUUAUUCUUCAGAUUGUAGAUCAAGAUAAUGCAGGACAAGGGGAGGAAAUUCAGGGUUAUAUGGAACAAGUCAAGGGGGAGAUAAUUGAACUAGAAAGGGUUGCUUUGCCAGUGUCAAGUGCAUCAGACAUUAGAAAUGUAGUUAGUGGUGUUCUUCAGGAGAAUAUGGUUGCAGCAGGUGGCGAAAUUUUAGUUGUCUCGGAAACAGGGGAAGUUAUUCAACAUGUAGGGGAGGUAAUUCAGUCUUCUGUGGAAGAUAUUCAGACAUCGGGGGCUAAUUUUCAACAGGUUAUUGGACAAAGUCACCUCAGGAGUGGUCCAGAUUUAAUCGCAGAAGUUAUUGAAACUCCUAAUGAACUACACAUAGACAGGGAGGAAAUUAUUCAAGAAGGACAACUGAUUGAGUCAGGGGAGAUAAUUCAAAAUCCAGAAACAGCAACUGAAGAGGUAACAGGGCAAGUAAUUCAAGUGUCAGGGGAGGUAAUUCAACACCAAGAUGCUGAUUCAAGGGUGACAACUGGACAAGUGAUUCAAGUAUCAGGGGAGGUAAUGGAACAUUACGCGGAGUUGGGAGCUGACGGGAACACAGUGUAUAUCACCACAGAAGGGGCAGAAGAGGGUCAACUAGAGGGAUAUAUCGAGAAAAGUGGUGACCAAGGUUUACAAGUCCAUGUCCUGCAUCAGGAUUGAGGACAAGUCAACAGUUAUUAAGUCUAAGUCAUUUUUAGACCAGAACCGUAGUGAGCCCAAACCUUCGUUGUUCAAUGUCGCACGCUACCAUCUUUCAUUAAUCCAUCGAAAUAAUUUUCAUCUUUGUUUUUGUUUUCCAAUAUUCUACCACUUCUUGUGGUAACAUUUGUUCUUUCAAAUAAAAAAAACGUUUGAUAAAAUGCGCAGGGUGUUUUAAGAUAAGAUUCUCAGCCUUCAUAAAUCUGUUUUCCAAAGAUAACAAAUCAUCGAUUUUGUUAUUGCCAGAUAAAGUUAUAACUGUAUUAGGUCGACAUCUUGGUUGAUGACAUUGUUUGAAAACAUUUUAUGGUUGUCAUACUUGGAAAUGUCCAGACCACUUGUUUUGUUAUUUAUUGAGUUUUUCCCCCAUUGUAAUCUUAGAAAAGCAGACGAACCUUUACAUCCGCUUCAGGUGCUCGGACUUCUCCAAUGACGUAGAUACAUAGUUUCAUUGGCGUCAUCAAUAAACAGAACAGACCAGAACAGAUACUUUAUUAAGACUUGUACAAAGUACAUCAUCUUAACUACAAAUAAAUAAUAAAUAAACAAACACAUGGUAUGACAUAGGUUAUUCAUUAUAUGAAAUAGAAUCAUAAUAUAAUCAAAAAUAACGCUUACAUUGGAGUGUCAGUAUCGUGAUGUUGUUGUAUUUUUAUGUGAAUGACAUUUUGAGAUUAUGGCAUUAUUCAUUUUAUAUCUGUUGGCAUUCAUUAUAUGUUAAAUUUUAGUGAAACUGACAACAGUGUAUUGUAUAGCUUACAGUAAAUAUGAAAUGAUAUUUAUUUCGAGUUAUAAUUAAACUUAACUGGGAAUAUCCUUACAUUUGUAUUUAUGAGUUCAUUGAAGCUGACAACAGUGUAUGGCUUAGCCUACAGUCAAUAUCAUGCAUGAAAUGGUAUUUUAUUUCCAGUUAUAAUUAAAGUUAAAUGGGGUUAUCAUUAUAUUAGUAUUUGACAUUAACAUAUUGCAUUUCUAUUUGUAUUAUUUAAUGGCGUUAAACCCAUUUUCACACAGAUUGUACAAAUCUACUUCGUGAAACUGUUACCUUAAUUGUUGUUUUAAUAAAAUGUCGUUGUGCAUCAUGAAUAAAUG